AUGCUGUCUUCCAUCCAGAGGAUUGAGAAUCACCUCCUAGGCAAACGUCCUGAAACUGUGUCGCCUUCCCCGCUUCCAAAGGUAGACCCGUUCACUGUCAACAGCAAAGGCAUCCAAACUCGCCCUAUGACUGAUGUAUUUGUCCGUUUUUUCGACGAGGACUUUCGGGCCGGCUUCGAAUUAGACAAGAGGAGUGAAGAAUGGAAAGAUGAUAUGGAAGAAAAAGACAGGAAAGUGUACAAGAACUUGUUCGCCAAGGUCAAGCGUGCGGUCAGAUUCUUCCUCUUCCAUGUAGACAAAUUCCCGUUAGUCCCUGACGACCCGUCGAAAUACAAAGAAGUCCUUCGAAGAACAGCCGCCGACGCAGAAGAGCGCAUCCGCCAUACACUUGAAUUCGGAGACAAGAAGAUCAGUGCUUAUACCCUUGUCAACCACCCCAACAUCAAAGACCUAGAGAACAACAUGAAUCUUCCGGUAAACACCCCCGAGGACUGGCAGAAGUUUUUCAAAACUAAAAGCUAG
Molecule: messenger RNA, 522 nt
Organism: Seminavis robusta
Lineage: Eukaryota; Bacillariophyta; Bacillariophyceae; Naviculales; Naviculaceae
Source: the annotation of a GenBank genome assembly